UUACCUAUCAUGAAGUCUAAUAGACUCUGUGUCUUUUUGUUAGAGACUUUGGUCCUGACAGAGAGCUGGGCAGGCUCUCACUCCCUGAAGUAUUUCUAUACCGUUGUGACCCGGAGUGAGCGCCCGGAGCCGCGGUUCAUCUCGGUGGGCUACGUGGACGAUCAGGAGUUCGUGCGCUUCGACAGCUACAGCGAGAGUCAGAGGUUGGAGCCGCGGGCGCCCUGGAUGGACAAGAUAGAUCAGGACUACUGGGAGGAGCACACGCGGAUAGUCAAGAAGGACGCCAAGAUUAACCUAGAAUACCUGGAGACCCUGCGAGGCCUCUACAAUCAGAGCGAGGGAGGGAUUCACACUCUCCAGAAAAUGUUCGGCUGCGAGCUUUCCGCAGAUGGCAGCUUCAGGCGCGGGUUUAAAGGAUUUGCCUAUGAUGGGCGGGACUACCUCCUCCUGGACACUGAAACUUUCUCGUGGGUGGCGUCGGUGCCGGAGGCUGUGUACACCAAGCGCAGCUGGGAGGCGGACAGAAGCUUCCAGGAGAGACAUAAAGCUUAUCUGAAGGAGGAGUGUGUGUUAUGGCUGCACAAGUACCUGGAGAUCGGGAAGGAUGCCCUACUGAAGACAGAACCACCUUUAACCAGAGUGACCCAUCACCCCUACUGCAAAGGGGAAGUGACUCUUCGAUGCUGGGCCCAGGGCUUUUACCCUGCUGACAUCUCACUGACUUGGCUGAGGGAUGGAGAGGAACAGCUUCAAGACGUGGAGUUCAUUGAGACCAGGCCUUCUGGGGAUGGAACUUUCCAGAAGUGGGCAGCUGUGGAGAUGACCUCUGGCCAGGAAGGCAAAUAUACCUGCAGAGUUCAGCACGAGGGACUGCCUGAGCCCCUCAAUUUGAAAUGGGAGUCACACUCCUUCCUCUGGAUUAUUUGGGUCUUUGUGGGGGUCAUUGCUCUUGUUGCAGGAGUUUGGUUCUGGAAGAGAAAGAAUGCAGGUUGAAAAGGAGGGUACUAUGUUCAGGCCAAGGGCCUGGGCCCAAUCCACAGGCUAAUGCCUUGUAACUGUCCAGGACAGCCUCUCUUUAUGCUGACCUCUGUUGAAUCAUCAUGGCAUGCAGAACAUUGGUGCUAAAGGCUGAGGUAAAGGAUUCACGUCAAGGCAUGACUGGCCAUGGUAGGGAACAAGAUACGGGAUGAAGAUGUACUGGACAGUUUACUUGAGUCUGAUGGCAUUACACUACUGACAUCAUCUCUGUACAACUAGCUAUAUAAGGGGUCCCCUCUCAAGGCUAGUCAUCUUUGGUUGCUGACCAGAGUCCAGUUUUAUUGGGAGACCAGCCCUCUCUCAAUAAACCUAUUUCUUUUUGGCUUGGA
Molecule: messenger RNA, 1367 nt
Organism: Gracilinanus agilis (Agile Gracile Mouse Opossum)
Lineage: Eukaryota; Metazoa; Chordata; Mammalia; Didelphimorphia; Didelphidae
Product: class I histocompatibility antigen, Gogo-OKO alpha chain-like
Exons: 7
Coding region: 10-993 (327 amino acids)
Biological process (GO): immune response
Cellular component (GO): external side of plasma membrane
Source: RefSeq, a predicted model, not a curated record